Scheffersomyces coipomensis is the source of this 1890-nucleotide messenger RNA. It is a transcript of the gene XKS1, whose product is annotated as xylulokinase. The record is from RefSeq and is a predicted model, not a curated record. Gene Ontology annotation, biological process: phosphorylation; xylulose metabolic process. Gene Ontology annotation, cellular component: cytosol. The transcript has a single exon. Bases 1 to 1890 code for a protein of 629 amino acids. Gene Ontology annotation, molecular function: D-xylulokinase activity. Lineage: Eukaryota; Fungi; Ascomycota; Pichiomycetes; Serinales; Debaryomycetaceae.
AUGACUUCAUCAACUUCAUUAUAUGAAUCUUCCAAAUCUUUAUAUUUGGGGUUCGAUUUAUCAACUCAACAAUUAAAAAUCAUCGUCACUAAUGAUGCCUUACAAGCUUUAAAUACUUAUCAUGUUGAAUUCGAUGCUCAAUUUAAAUCGAAAUAUGGUGUCACUAAAGGGGUACUUUCUAUUGAUAAUGAAUUAGAACAAGGUGCUAUUGUUAGUCCUGUGUUUAUGUGGUUAGAUUCUAUCGAUUAUGUAUUUGGACUUAUGAAUGAGGAUGAAUUCCCCUUUGAUAAAGUAGUGGGUAUUAGUGGUUCAUGUCAACAACAUGGUUCUGUAUUUUGGUCUCAAGAUUCUGAACAAAUUUUAUCUAAAUUAGGGGAAAAUAUUAAUCAAUCAUUAAGUGAACAAUUAAAAACUGGAUUUACCUUUGAAAAUUCUCCAAAUUGGCAAGAUCACUCCACUGGUAAAGAAUUAAAAGAAUUUGAAGAAGCUAUUGGUGUGGAUGAAUUAUCGGAAAUUUCAGGUUCAAGAGCUCAUUAUAGAUUUACUGGUUUACAAAUUAGAAAAUUAGCCACUAGAACCAAUCCAAAGAAAUAUCAAGAAACUUGGAGAAUUUCGUUAGUAAGUUCAUUUGUUGCCAGUAUUUUAUUAGGUAAAGUAGUUAAUAUUGAAGAAUCAGAUGCUUGCGGUAUGAAUCUUUAUGAUAUUCCUCAUCAAAAAUUUAAUGAUGAAUUGUUAGCUUUAGCAGCUGGUGUUCAUCCAAAGAUUGAUAAUGUUACCGAAGAAGAAACUAAAAAUGGUAUUGCUAAUUUAAAACAAAAAUUAGGUGAAAUUUCACCAAUCACUUACGAAAAUGAAGGUUCAAUCUCAUCAUAUUUCCAAUCAAAAUAUGGAUUUAAAGAUCAUUGUAAAAUUUAUUCCUUUACUGGUGAUAAUUUAGCAACCAUUAUUUCCUUACCUUUAGCUCCAAAUGAUUGUUUAUUAUCGUUAGGAACUUCCACCACUGUAUUAAUCAUCACCAAGAAUUAUAAACCAUCAUCACAAUAUCAUCUUUUCAAACAUCCAACUAUGAGAGAUGAAUACAUGGGAAUGAUUUGUUAUUGUAAUGGAUCAUUAGCUAGAGAAAAAAUUAGAGAUAAAGUUAAUCAAAAAUAUCAAAUUGAAGAUGAAAAAUCAUGGGAUAAAUUUAAUCAAAUUUUAGAUUCAAAUGAAAAAUUUAAUAAUAAAUUAGGAAUUUAUUUCCCAUUAGGUGAAAUCGUUCCAAAUGCUUCAGCUCAAACCACAAGAGCAAUUUUAAAUCCAUCUACUAAUGAAAUCAAAGUAGCUGAAUUAAAUUCAUCCCAUUGGAACGUCGAUGAUGAUGUUAGUUCGAUUGUUGAAUCCCAAGCUUUAAGUUGUAGAUUAAGAGCAGGUCCAAUGUUAAGUAAAAGUAGUGGAAAUGAAGAUUCUCGUGAAAGUUCAGUUACUCCAGAUAAAGAAAAUUUAGCUGCUAUUUAUAAAGAUUUAACUACUAAAUUCGAUGGUGAUUUAAUCACGGAUGGUAAAGCUCAAACUUUAGAGUCUUUAACUGCCAGACCAAACCGUUGUUUCUACGUCGGUGGUGCUUCAAACAAUACUAGUAUAAUCAAAAGAAUGGGUUCAAUCUUAGGUCCAGUGAAUGGAAAUUACAAAGUUGAAAUUCCAAAUGCUUGUGCAUUAGGUGGGGCUUAUAAAGCUAGUUGGUCACAUGAAUGUGAAUUAAAAGGAGAUUGGAUCGAUUACAAUGAUUAUAUCAAUCGUUUAUUUGACGUUAAUCAAGAAUUAGAAUCAUUCGAAGUUCAUGAUCAUUGGAUUGAUUAUUUUAAUGGUGUUGGUUUAUUAGCUAAAAUGGAACAAACUUUAAAACAUGAUUAG